AUGCAGGCCACUGCAGUAGUAGAAACAGACUCUGAUAAAAGCUACCACAAAGAUGGAAGAAAUCUCCAGAAAGAUAAACUUUGUAAUACUAAGAAAGAAAAUGUGUUAUUUUCCAAUGGUUGCAAUGAAGUCAAAUUGGCUUUUCCUGAUGGUGAAUGGGACUCCUUGACAGUAGAACAAAAAGCCAGUCACAAAGAAAUCAGCGGUAUUGACAAGAUAGAUUUGUCAGAACCAUCUUUUUCAGUAAAUCAAGAUACAAAUGUAGAGACUAUUCUCUCUCAGUCAAGUGAGUUUGAAGACAGCCUUGACGAUGCCUUUCUGAAUGAGACGUACUCCAUACAUUAUUCAGAAUCAAAACUCAAGAAUGAAAAUCUUCCGCAUUUACAUUCAGAGUUACGUCCCGAAGAGCACAAAAGAGUGGAGAUGUUUUUGGAUACUUUAGGACCUCAAAAUAAUAAUAGUAUUGGACUGGAAAGGAGCCACGAGCUUUCAGGUGCUGACCGUGGAGACCUGCAGAAGAGUGAUGGGGACGACGAUUCCCAGCAGUACCACAGUGCAGAGCAGGAGAGCAUAAGCACUCACUUGCCCUCUGACCCAGCCAGAGCAGCAGGCAGGUCUAAUCUGGAGGUCAGUGAGGCAGAAACAUCAAGCUGUGCCCUUAAGUGUGGUGAUGAUUUAGAAGAUAAUCAUGCGAAAUUAGAGAGUGAUUCUAGUCCCUCUUUGGUGUCAUUUAGUGUUUUUGCACAAGAAUGUUCUCCUCAAGUCUCCAAAUCUCAGAGUUCUGAUAUGUUAAAAGAAUAUCAUGAACCAAAAUAUGAAAAAUGUAAGGAGCAAGAGAUUGAUUUAACAUACCAUAAAGCAUUUGAUGACAUUUUACAUAGAAGCAGUUCUCCAUUAAACCCGCAAAAAGUACCUCAAACUAAAAUGUAUACUAAAGAAAUGAAUUCUCAGACAACUGAAAGUAAAGAUUUUUGUGGAAACAGAAUUUUCAAGAACAAAGCAUUACAGCAUCGUGAGAACCCUACCACAUUUCCCCAAGGCCAAGCCCUUGAAACACAGCUACAGGCUAAUAAUGAUUGCCAGACUUCCGGGACUUCUAUGUUUGAUGACUCAGUCAUUUCUCUCUAUGGCUCUUUGCAAUAUAAAAGCCUCCCUGAGCCAGGCUUUUUUUCUCCUGUGUUACCAAGGGUGGCAGUCACAGAUAAUCAGGCAGAAUUAGAAGGCAGCUGCCUGCACCAUCUAAAAGGCAGUUUCACAGAUAAAGCAUGCUCUCUUGAUGUGAAGGAAAUAUGUCUUAAGUCACCACCAGACGCAACAAGCUGUGUGCUCUCGGCUCAGCGGACACUGGAUGUGAGCCACAAGGCAAACGCAAGGUCUUCCAUAGUGUCUCCAUCCAGCAGCACAGAGGUGGAGAUGGUAAAAACAGCGCAGCCUGAGGAGUGGCAAAGUGAGAAACAAAGUGUGGCUUGUAAUACAGACUGGUCUUACUGGUCUUGUGGACAGGCACGCACAGACGCUUGGAUGGCUGCGUCAAGAGAAUCGGAAAGGUCACUCUCAGUUGACUGCCUGAAGCCUAAUAGGAAUUCUCUGAAUGAGAGUUCCUUGGAAUUAAGAAAAACAUCGGGUACUACAGACAGAAAGAAACAUCCUGAGAGGGCAUUUCAGCUUUGUGAAGAGAUUAACUCAUCAUCAAAGUGCUGUGAGAAAACCACUGAGAGGGCCAUGAAGGCAGAGAUGCACCUUUUGGAUAUUUGCUAUCAGAUGUGCCAUCAACACUGUUGUCACAUUUACAAACUUGUAAUGGAAAACAGAACAGGAACCAAUAGGAAUUCACCAGGUGAUUCUGCUAAGAAGGAAUUAGGGUCAGCACUGCUGUCUGUUCUGAAAGACUUGAAAGUGAGGUACAUGAACUUGAAAGAGAAAGUUCACAAGGGCAUCCCGCUGGAAGAGCUGCCUCCACUGUCGAUGGAGUCCAAACUGUUAUCUGCCUUCUCCGAUUUUGCUUCCAGGCUAAUGAAAGAAGAAGGAUACAGCCUUUCAGGAGCAAAUUCUGAGCUGGUUAAUCAAAGUGUACCUGAUGUUAAUAUUUCUCCAAGCCUACAAAAGACCUUACCCCAGAUGUCUUAUGUAUCUGUCAAUAGUCAUCUUAAGCAAGACAAAUCUCCCAUGAAUGCUGUCUUUAAAAAUGGUGAUAUAAACAUAGACUUUACCCAGCUGAAACUUGAUGACAAAGAGUACAAAAAUGUCCGUGAAGUAAGUGAAGACUGGUUUGAUGCGACAGAGAGGCUGACUGGAGCUGACUUCUCCGGGACUCAAGAAAACAUAACAGAAAAUGAUGAAUGGGAUCCAAAGAGUCCAUUAGAAAUGAAGAAUGUUGAAUUGCUUCGAAGAGGAAAAGGCUUUUUGAUACAUGUUGGUGGUCUUUGCCCUUCUGUAUCUGAGGCUGAUUUAAGGUCUCAUUUCCAGAAAUACCAAGUUUCUGAAAUUUCAAUUUAUGAUUCUCCUACUAAUGACAGAUAUGCAUCACUUGCUUUUGCAAAAAAUGGUAAUGCAAAGAUGGCUGUGAAGGAAAUGAACGGUAUAGAAAUCAAUGGGAAAUCGGUGAACGUGCGACUGGUGAAAAUCCCUGGAGAACACACACCACCACCACUUUUGUCCAAAACUGGGAGCAACAUUAGUGUGAAUCAUUUGGAGAAAAAUACUAACAAAGACGGCACCUCUGCCUGUUCCACUUGUAAACUGCCGAGAGCUAGGCCAAGGCAUCUGGAGUCUGAACAAGACAGUGAGUUACCUCCCUUGGAGCAGGGUGUCAAGAAAAAUUUUAACAAGAUUGAAUCUGGUCAUUUAUCACCUGAGACACCUUUUCAGUUUAUGCCUCCAAAUACGUUGAACCUUCGUAGCUUCACCAAGAUCAUGAAAAGACUGGCUGAACUGCAUCCAGACAUCAGCAGAGACCACAUUAUAGAGGCGCUUCAGGAAGUGAGGAUAAAUCAUAAGGGUUUUCUGAAUGGUUUGUCCAUCAAUACUAUUGUAAAAAUGACUUCGUCGUUUCUGAAAAGCUCUGCUUCCCGCUUAAGUAAGCACAGAAGCAAUACAGAGAGAAUAUGAGUACCCUUCAUCAGAGAGUGUUCUACAGCACUUAGGGGAAGUUGUGGUAAUCCAGUCAAACAGCCUCUAUAAUUGGACCCAACACUUCAGAUAGUCUAUUUCAUAAUUCUCCUUUAAAAUCUGGCAACACAUGGAUCAGUAGUAUUGAAACCUGUAUCUUUUAAUUACAUUUAUAAACUUUAUAUCAAAAUUAUUACUAAAGA
Messenger RNA from Psammomys obesus (fat sand rat), 3311 nucleotides. It is a transcript of the gene Rbm44, whose product is annotated as RNA binding motif protein 44. Bases 1 to 3108 code for a protein of 1035 amino acids. The record is from RefSeq and is a predicted model, not a curated record. The transcript is spliced from 16 exons. NCBI's taxonomy places the organism in Eukaryota, Metazoa, Chordata, Mammalia, Rodentia, Muridae. Gene Ontology annotation, molecular function: RNA binding.